AUCUCUUACGAUUGUCGCGAAAACCGGACGGAAACCGACGACCGUCAGUUGUAGUCCUGUCGUCAUCUGUCGCGCAGUUAUCGGUAACUUCAAGACUCGCCGGAUUCCGCGAUCAAUAUUUAUUGCGGACGACUUCCAAAUGCGUGCGGCCAACUCUGACAAUAUUAUACUUGAAUCGUUUCCAUUCCAUAUUCAUAUCUGAACACAAUUCACUCAAGGAAAACCAUGGACCAGACUGAAGCUAUUACGAAGACGAAAGAAUUUUACGAAACAUCUAAUAUUGUUGCAGAAAAUAUUAUUUUUCAAAAAAUUCCUGAACGAUUAGUACAUUUAUAUGAGUUAAUCAACAAGCCCGAGUAUCGUAUUCCGGUAAAUUACAUAGAAUUUAAAUUUGAUACCACCGUUAUUGCUAAAAUAGAAAAUAAUGUUAACAAUUAUGCUGAAGGGGAAACUCCAAAUGAUACUGAUCCAGAACAAAUGCUCAUACCGUCCAAUAAAAAUCUAACUGAAUAUUUUGAAAUUCUGAAAUCCAAUAUGAUACAAUUACUUGAAGAUAAUCGUGUUUUAAAAAUGUGGAUAACGUUGUUAAUACCAAAAACUGAAGACGGCGACAAUUUCGGAGUAUCCAUUCAAAAAAAUGCCCUUUCAUUGAUACAGCAGAUUGAGUCAGCAACAAUAACUUAUUUUGGAAAAUUGUCUCGCUAUUAUGAGUACCGUGGAAAACUUAUUUCCAAAAUAGUAAAGUACCCAUUUAUAGAAGACUAUCAGAUUGCUGCUAACGAAUUUGAUGAAAAACAAAAUAUAGACAUUUCCAUGGUCAUGCACGAAAUUUAUUUUUUCUAUACAAUAUUAUAUAAUGUUAUCAACAAGAACUUUGAAAAAAUUAAAAAUCCACGGUCGUCAAAUAUUGACUGUCUAUACUAAGCACAGUAGAAUCAUACUAAAUUUUUUUUAAUUUGAAUUUACCUAUAUCUAACUGGAUUAUAUCAAUCCUUUAAAAUACUUAGACUUGUUUUAAAAAAUAAAAUGUAUCUAUUAUAGAUACAGAUAGGUACAGAUAAGAUUUUUUUUAAAAACCAUUUACUUUUUCCGAUUGUGAGAUUAAAAAUAAUUAAUAGGUCAUCACUAAAUACCUAACAAAAAAAAAACUAUACUGUUAAAAUAUAGUUUAUACGAGUAUAUACCUACUUAUACAAACUUAUGAACACGUAAAUAAUACUUGUAAGACGGUCUUCGACCUGCAAUUUUUCACUUCAGUACAAAAUGUUGACAAAGGAACGUAUGUUACCUAUAUAGCUAGGUAAUAAGAAUUCAAAAUGAUCGUUUUGUAUACAAAUUGCAUCUAAUAAGCGUAUUCCACAAAUUCACAAACGAUAACGAAAUCAUUUAAAAAACGUGAUAUGCGAUUGGUCCAAUUACGCGUUAUAAUAUAGUUUUUUUGUGAUACGUAUCUAUAUAAUAAAAUAUGUAUAAUGUGCACUCGGCAGCUGGAGUAUGGUUUACAAAACAGAACUAAACAUUAUCAUUGCGACACGCAAAAUUGUGUCAGCGAAAAAUACCGAAAUUAUCAGUCCGUAACCACGCCGUUGUACGUAUACUAGAUAGACAUAUUAUUUAGUAACCAAUAAUUAGGAAUACCGGACUACAGCCGAGCUGAUAAAAUAUUGUAUCACAUCGUUUUCCACGUCGUUAUCGUGAUCAUUAUCUAUUUUAUUAUAUUCUUAGACUUGUCACUUUACACAAUUUUAAUAAUGAUUUCAUAUGAAAAACAGAAGUUUGCAUUACUAUAAGAUAUAAACUUAUAAGAUUAUUUCAUUACUUGUAACAUUAAUUAGAUGUGGGUUUUAGUAGCUAUUGAUAAUUUUAGUUUUGUAAGUUUAUAAUA
Molecule: messenger RNA, 1885 nt
Organism: Rhopalosiphum padi (bird cherry-oat aphid)
Lineage: Eukaryota; Metazoa; Arthropoda; Insecta; Hemiptera; Aphididae
Product: proteasome activator complex subunit 3-like
Exons: 2
Coding region: 226-924 (232 amino acids)
Biological process (GO): regulation of proteasomal protein catabolic process; regulation of G1/S transition of mitotic cell cycle; positive regulation of endopeptidase activity
Cellular component (GO): nucleoplasm; cytoplasm; proteasome activator complex
Molecular function (GO): endopeptidase activator activity
Source: RefSeq, a predicted model, not a curated record